AUGUCAGCACAAAGACAAUUUUCAGAAGAUCUUUGGGAUAAAUUUGAAUCAGUUGUUAAAAAAGUUGAUAAUGGUAAAAUUUUCACACAACAAUUAAGUAAAUUUCUAAGUAAACAACAACAAAUUGAAUCAGCCUAUGCCAAGAGUUUAGUAAAGUUAUGUAAAGAUAAAUCAUUUGCACCAGAGGUUGAAAUGGGGACAUUGAGAGAUUCAUUUCAAUGUUAUCGUGAACAAUUGGAAUUGAUUGGAGCAUUACAUGAGGAAUUUUCAAAUAGAUUAGAGAAAUUAGUUACCAUUGGUAUCGAUGGAUAUUUGGAAGAGAGUAGAAAACAAAGAAAAGCAUUGAUUGCCAAUGGUGAAAAGUGUACAAAGGAUCUAAAGACUGCGGAGUCAAAUGAGUCAAAAGCAAAGCAAAACUAUGAAAAGUUAAAGAGGAAACAAGAGGAGGCCAAUGAAGAUCUCUCAAAACAACCUCCAGGCGCCAAAGAACAAAAGGCCAGAAAGACAUUGGAAUCUGCAACUAAAGCCGCUGACAAAGGUGAUAAUGAGUAUAGGGAGAGUGUGAAAUGUUUGCAACAAAAUCAACAGAAAUUCUAUCAUGAAGAGAUGCCAAGAAUUUUAGAUGAUCUUCAAAGAUUUGAAGUUGAAAGAAUUGAUAAAUCAAAAGAUUGGUUAAUGGAAGUUAUCACUCAAAAUGAAUUGGUACCACCCGCUGUUAUCAUUCAUAAUGAAAACAUUAAAAAAGGUAUUGAAUCUAUCGAUAGAGAACGUGAUCUUCAAAAUUAUAUCUUGGUAACAAUGAGUGGUGCUCAAAAACCACCAGAAGCUCAAUAUGAACCUUAUCAAUCUGGUGGUGGUUUUGCAAUAGUAAAUAGUUCAAGUAAUAGUAAUUUAAAUAUAAGUCGUAAAUCUGGUGAAUUAAAUGGUGGUGGUAGUAUCCAAAAUGGUGCUUCAAUCAUUUCUUCACCACAACAACCACAAUAUCAAAAUAUAGAUCAUCAAACUCCACCACAACCAAAUAUUAUAAUACAGCAACAUCAACAAUCAAACAACAACAACAACACCAACAAUAAUAGUAAUGUAAUGACAACUCCACCACCACCACAACCACAACCACAACAACAACAAUUACCUCAACCAACUCAAUUAAAUAAUCCACCACAACCACCAAUUUCUUUAAGUAAAAAUGAUAGUAGUAAUAGUAUAAAUAGUAAUAGUAAUGGUGAAAUUGUAAGAGCACUUUAUGAUUAUAAUGCAACAGAGGAGAAUGAAAUUUCAUUUAAAGCAAAUGCUUUAAUUAAAGUUGUUUUACGUGACGAAAGUGGUUGGUGGCAAGGUAUGGUAAUUGGAGAGAGUGAUCGUAUUGGUGUUUUCCCAAGUAAUUUUAUUUCAGAUUCUUCUGAUUCUUCAAAGAAAAGAGUGGAUGUAGCAGGUAGAAAAUGUAAAGUACUUUACGAUUAUCGUACAGAUUGUGAGGGUGAAUUAAAUAUUAAAGAAGGUGAAAUUUUAACAAUUGAAUAUGAAGAUGAAGGUUGGUUCUUUGGUUCAAAUGAAUCAAAUGUUUCUGCAAGAUUCCCUUCAAACUAUGUUCAAGUCAUUUAA
Molecule: messenger RNA, 1602 nt
Organism: Dictyostelium discoideum AX4
Lineage: Eukaryota; Evosea; Eumycetozoa; Dictyosteliales; Dictyosteliaceae
Product: SH3 domain-containing protein
Exons: 1
Coding region: 1-1602 (533 amino acids)
Biological process (GO): vesicle organization; taxis
Source: RefSeq, a predicted model, not a curated record